This is a messenger RNA of Dama dama (fallow deer), 3540 nucleotides long. It is a transcript of the gene CFAP251, whose product is annotated as cilia and flagella associated protein 251. The transcript is spliced from 23 exons. Lineage: Eukaryota; Metazoa; Chordata; Mammalia; Artiodactyla; Cervidae. Gene Ontology annotation, molecular function: protein binding. Gene Ontology annotation, cellular component: sperm flagellum. Bases 1 to 3540 code for a protein of 1179 amino acids. The record is from RefSeq and is a predicted model, not a curated record.
AUGUCAGAUGCAGAGGAAAACCCACUAGAAGAAACAGAAGAAUACAGAGAAAUAGAAAUGCAAGAAGAAGAUGAAGAAGAAGAUCCAAAUUUUGAAGGGCUAGAAAAUAUGCAACGGGAAUUAAAAGAAGUUAACACAUUAGCAUGGACAGCAGAAGAGGAAGAGGAGGACAGGGAAGGGAAGGAGGAGGGAGAGGAAGAAGAGGAGGAAGAAGGGGAAGGGGAGAAAAGAGUGGAGGAGCAUGAGGAGGAAGAGGGAGGGAAGGGAGAGGAAGUGGAGGAAGAGGAGGCCUCAGGAGCACAGGAAGAAACCUCUGUAGAGCCCGAAGAAAUCACCACGUCCAUGAUCAGUUUGGAGAGAUUUACACAGACUGAUUCCCAGACAGUCUUCUCAGAAACAUCCCUAGUAAGUAGGAGUUGUCAUUCUAGCGAGUCAAAGCAUUCAUUACAAUCAGAGCUUUUGGAAAUGUUCGAGCUUCCAAGAAGCCCUGGUUCACAAUUAGAGUUUCUGGAUUUGGAUGUAACCACUUCUGGGGAACCACUGAUUAGUUUCCCGGAAAGGCAGCCUUCAGGCGAGCUCUACCAGAGGCCCCAAGAUGAAUUGGAAGAAGAAGAAGGGAGAGACUUGGAACAAGAAAGGGGAGACUUGGAGCAGGAAAACAGGGAAAGGAGAAAAGAAAUGAGAGUAUCAUAUAUCAGCGAGAAAAGCGAAAAAGAGUCACAGCCCAAAGCAAGGAUCACCAAGGCAUCGCUGGUCUCCACCGCCACUGAGGACAUUUUGUUCCAAAGGAGGGAGAGUACCAACUUGUAUCCCUUGACCAUGACCUGGUCAUUCGGGUGGAACAGUUCCCUUCCUGUUUACUACAUUCGAGAAAACGAGAGAGUCCUUCUCUACGCCAGUGGUCACACUGGGGUCAUCUACAACGUCCUCAAGAACAACCAGCACCAUCUUCAGGGUCACCCCAACAUCAUUUCCUGCCUCUGCAUCAGCGAAGACAGGCGCUGGGUCGCCACGGCCGACAAAGGGCCCGGCUGCCUGAUCAUCAUAUGGGACUCUUUCACAGGCAUUCCUGUGCACACGAUAUUUGACAGCUGCCCAGAAGAUAACGGCAUCAGGGCCAUGGCCAUCACCCGCGACGCUAAGUAUCUGGCAACCAUCUCAGAUGCCGAAAUCCAGAAAGUUUGCAUCUGGAAGUGGACGUUAGCGGCAGAAACGCCAGCAUGCACUCUUGACCUCCCCAAGGAAUAUGGUUUUCAGAACUACCUAAUUUUUAAUCCAACAAAUAAUAAAGAAUUGGUGAGCAAUAGUAAAACACAAGCAAUAUAUUAUACGUGGUAUCCAGAGGGAGGCAUACUUGUUCACAGUGCCCCGCUUUUAACAGAAAAAACAUUCAACAAGCUCGUGGGAAAAUUUAGCCAGUCUGUCUUUCACUUGAAUUUAACCCAAAUACUGUCCGCGACGAUGGAAGGGAAGCUGGUUGUCUGGGACAUUUACCGCCCACCGCCAUCUGCCUCCUCCUCCAUGGGCUUUCCCCAUAUCAAACCUUGCAAACUGGUUCAUUUGCAGAAGGAGGGUAUCACUGUGCUCACUACAGUUGACAGCUAUAUUGUCACAGGUGACAUUCGGGGCAACAUCAAGUUCUAUGAUCACACCCUUUCCAUUGUGAACUGGUACAGCCACUUCAAACUCAGCUCCAUAAGAUCCCUGUCCUUUUCAAAGACCCCAGCAGCCCCUCCGACCGAAAAUACAAACUAUCCUCCAGACUGCACUCUAAAAAGUGACCAUUUUGUUGUAAGGAAUUUUAUCAUCGGAACAUCAGAUGCGUCAGUGUACCACUUGACAGUAGAUGGGACUAAACUUGAGAAGUUAUUUGUCGAGCCCAGGGAUGCCAUUUGUGCCAUCUCCUGCCACCCAUACCAGCCCCUCAUCGCCAUCGGAAGUUUCUGUGGGAUGAUCAAAGUGUGGGAUUAUGAACAGAAAAAAUACCUCUUCAGCAGGGUCUUUGAGAAGGGGCUUGGAGUUCAGAGUCUGGCCUACAACCCUGAAGGAGCUCUGCUUGGAGCUGGCUUCACAGAGGGGACAGUUUACAUUCUUGAUGCAAUGUCCUUAGAAAGUGCAAUCUCAGAGCCUUUCAGAUACUCCAGAAGCAGCGUGACUCACAUCAGCUUCUCUCAUGACUCCCAGUACAUGGCGACCGCUGAUGUCAGUUUCACUGUGGCUGUUUAUGUGGUGAGAGUCAAACACAGACGAAGGGUCUGGGAAUACUUGGCAAGGCUGCGCUCUCACCGCAAGAGCAUUCGAAGUGUCCUGUUCGGGGUUCAUCUGGACAGCAAUGAGCCCCGACUGCUAAGCCUCGGCAGAGACAGACUCCUGAUUGAGUACAACCUACUCAAGAGCUACAAAGAUCACCUGGCAGUCCUGGACAUUCACUGGACUGACCAGGGCAGCUACCCCACCUGCAUGGUCUGGUACCCGCCGCUCACCAAGGAGCUCUUCCUGCUCAUCUGCAACAGUAGCUACAAAGUGAAGCUUUUUAACUCCACCACAAAAAUGUGCAGGAAGACACUCCUCGGGCCAGUUUAUGGAUCUCCCAUCGAGCAGAUACAAAUCCUCCCAGUGAAAUCCACUCUGGAACUGCAGAAGCGCUACGUGGUGUUUAUUAACAGAGACAAGGUUGGACUUCAGAUCUUACCAGUUGAUGGCAACCCACAUAAGACCUCUGCCCUCAUAUGCCACCCGAACGGGGUGGCUGGCAUGGCCCUUUCCUAUGAUGGCUGCUAUGCCUUCACAGCAGGAGGGCAGGAUCGGUCAGUGGUGCAGUGGGAAAUCAACUUAAGUGCCCUGGAGGCAGCGGUUUCUCUCGGGGGUGAAGACCUGACCCCGUUCUACGGUCUGGUGUCUGGUGGCAGGGAAGGAAAAUUCUACAGGGAGCUGGAAGACUAUUUUUACUAUUCUCAGCUCCGUAGUCAAGGUAUCGAUACAAUGGAGACCAGAAAGGUGUCGGAACACAUCUGCCUGUCGGAGCUUCCUUUUGUCAUGAGAGCAAUUGGCUUUUACCCAUCGGAAGGGAAGAUUGAAGAUAUGUUUAACGAAAUCAGAUUUAGUGAGUAUGUGGACACUGGAAAGCUCAUCGACAAAAUCAACUUACCGGAUUUCUUCAAAGUCUACCUCAAUCAUAGGCCACCCUUUGGUAACACCAUGAGCGGCAUCCAGCAGAGCUUUGACAUUCUUGGUUUCACCAAUUCAAAGGGAGAGAAGGCUAUUCAAAGAGAGGAUUUUCUGAAUCUGCUUCAAACUAAAGGUGAGCACAUGACAGAAGAGGAGAUGAUGGACUGCUUCGCCACGCUGUUUGGACUGAAUCCCGAGGGCUGGAAAUCUGAGCCCGCGGCCUCCUCUGUCAAAGGUUCUGAAAUUUGCUUAGAAGAAGAACUUCCAGACGAAAUCACUGCAGAAAUAUUCACGACUGAAAUUCUUGGCUUAACCGUUUCCCAAGAUUCUAGACAAGAUCCUAGGAUCAGUGAAGUCGAGCAGAGUUUCUGA